AUGGCCGCCUCCGCCUCCGCCAUCUCCCUCCUCCUCCUCGCCACCCUCGCCAUCGCCGCCGCCGAAACUACGCAGCCGCUGGCUCAUGGCGCGACAGGAGGACGGACAACCAUCAAGGACGCGAGCACCAACAAGCUGGUAAAGUCCCUGGGCCGCUUCGCAGUGGCCGAACACAACCGCCGCCUCCGCCACGGCGGCGGGUCAGCUGGCAACGGCGACCCGAUCCCGGUCCGGCUGGCGUUCACCGCCGUGGCUGCGGCGCAGAAGCAGGUCGUCUCCGGGGUGAAAUACUACCUCAAGGUCAUCGCCCGGGAGCGCGGCGCCGGGGCCGGGGGCGACCGGCCGAUCGACGCCGUGGUGGUCGUCAAGGCGUGGGUCAAGCCCGAGUCCAGGGAGCUUGUGUCUUUCAUGCCUUCUCCCAAAUGAUUAACGAGCAUAUCUAGCUCGUGAUGGUUCGGUUCUGUAAUUUGGGUUGUGCGGCGGUGAACUAGUGAUAUGU
Lolium rigidum is the source of this 499-nucleotide messenger RNA. Its product is annotated as cysteine proteinase inhibitor 10-like. The record is from RefSeq and is a predicted model, not a curated record. Gene Ontology annotation, molecular function: cysteine-type endopeptidase inhibitor activity. Lineage: Eukaryota; Viridiplantae; Streptophyta; Magnoliopsida; Poales; Poaceae. Bases 1 to 426 code for a protein of 141 amino acids. The transcript has a single exon.